This is a messenger RNA of Ipomoea triloba (trilobed morning glory), 644 nucleotides long. Its product is annotated as probable E3 ubiquitin-protein ligase RHA1A. The record is from RefSeq and is a predicted model, not a curated record. Gene Ontology annotation, biological process: protein ubiquitination. Lineage: Eukaryota; Viridiplantae; Streptophyta; Magnoliopsida; Solanales; Convolvulaceae. The transcript has a single exon. Gene Ontology annotation, molecular function: ubiquitin protein ligase activity; zinc ion binding. Bases 48 to 527 code for a protein of 159 amino acids.
CACGACAAUUCAUUUUUUUUUUUCUUGAAAAAAUAUUUGGUCGGAAAAUGGGUUUUCCGGUUGGGUAUACGGAUCUUUUUCUGCCGGAGCUGCUGGUGCAGGUGCUCAUGGUUAUGGAUUUGGUGAGAAAUUUGAUUGCCAUGUUUUUCGGCAUUCUGGGUCUGGACAAUUUCUUGGAACCGGAAAUGUCGUCGACACCGGAGGAAUCCAAGUCGGAGCUCCAAUCAUUAUCCGCCGCCCUUAUCCGGGAGGUCUUGCCGGUGGUGAAGUUCUCGGAGGUGGCGGAGCGGGCGGAGAGCUGCGCGGUGUGCUUGUUGGAGUUCGACGGCAACGAUGAGAUCCGACGGCUGAGGAAUUGCCGGCACAUAUUCCACCGGAGCUGCCUGGACCGCUGGAUGGACCACGAUCAGAAGACGUGCCCGCUGUGCCGGACGCCGUUCAUACCGAGGGAUAUGCAGGAGCGGUUCAACGAGAGACUGUGGUUGGCUUACGGCGGCGAGAACUCGCAGAUUGUUGCCGGUGUUUAGUGGCCGCAACUCUUUUUCGUCUCGUUUAACUUAUUUUUAAUUUAAGCUUUUUUUUUUGAGAAGUUAGUAUGCAGAAUGUAGGAAGUAUAUAUUAUUGCCUGGAAAAAAGAAUGAAAA